AUGGCUGUGUUGCCCAGCAUCACUGAUAUUCUACUGGGAAGAGGGCCAGCGCCAACGCUCUUACCUUCGCCCUCACCUAUUUCCUGGCAAAGAUCGAAUGCGUCUCGUUCUAAUAGCUUCCCCAUGUUGAGGGUUGACCAACUCCUUCUCGACCAUUAUCUGCCUUACAAAGGUCCUCCUCUGCCAUCAAUCAACUCUAUGGCAGAUGGAUCUAUUUCCAGUUUCUCGGCAUACCGACAGCUUUUGACUCCUCCUCUCACCACCAGCAGUUCUUCAUCUGUAUGCUCUAUAGAUACAGACCUGGACGGCGACGUUGACAUGGCACAUCUCCGGAGUUUGCUCGACCUGCCAGAACCGAAGCUUGCUACUGUUGUCCAGGUAGCCAGCGACCUGCUAGAAGAUUCUGCAAUCAGGCCAGCCUACAACCAAGGCUGGUUCAAGCCUACCUCUCCUGUGAACAAGUUCAGCAAGAGACUAGAAGACAAAAUCGCCGGCAAAUCCCUCGAUGAGUUGGUCGAUGGCUUUUUCUGUCGCGACGAGAGUCGCGAACUCUACGGCGAGCGAGUGUCGAAACCUCGCCCGAAGCUAGAGAAGAAAGCUGCCUUGAAAGAAAUGCAAGCGACAGAAGACCUCGACCCUGAGUUGCUGGCGAGGGAAAAGAGAAGACAAGAGGCUGACGAGGCUCACCGGAUCGCUGAAAAUGAUAGACGAGACCGUCAUCGCGAGUCUCAAAGGGAAAGUCAUCGUCGAUGCUCCGACCUGGCUGCAGAAUGCGGUGCGGAACAUGCAAAGGCCGAGAAGAAAACCAGGACUCAAGCGGGCAAAGGGCCCGGCAAGGACGAUCAGCUGUGGACGGCUAUAUACGCCCACGAAAUGGCGGGGAGGGUGGUGCAGUCGGUCAACGACCGGCGCAGGCGUGCGGAGACGAUGGUGCAGUUGCUGCUCCAGUUUCUCAUCCGCCAACAACAAGACUUGCUGCCGGAUCGAGGAGCUCGACGAAGCUCGAGCGAAUGCGGCUCCUCCACGAGUGAGUCGUUCUUCUCUCAGCCAGGCUAUGUUGGACGGAAGAGGACAUGGGAUGACAUGGAACGAGAGUCAAGACGCACAUGGCCAAGUAUCUGGUGA
Molecule: messenger RNA, 1125 nt
Organism: Cladophialophora bantiana CBS 173.52
Lineage: Eukaryota; Fungi; Ascomycota; Eurotiomycetes; Chaetothyriales; Herpotrichiellaceae
Exons: 1
Coding region: 1-1125 (374 amino acids)
Source: RefSeq, a predicted model, not a curated record